AUGAACAGCAAGGCUUUGGUAAAACAAGAUCCUCGUACAAAGGUCAAGACCACAUCCGCCCAAUCGGAAACGAGCAACACGACCACACAGAAUGCAACGAUUUUCAAUAAUAAUGCCAAAACGAUUACAUUUCAAACGACCAAACAGACGGUAACGUCGCGGCAAACGGCGCGCAUUACGGAAAUCACCACCAGGCGGACUCCCACCCCACAAGAGCUGGAGGAAAUGAUGCGUCUGCUGGCAAUGAAUAAAAAAGCCGAAACAAAAACUUUCACAACAACGUCGACGACUUCAAGUGUUCCGCUGCGUCGUAAUCGGCCCAGUAACCUGCCAGCCUUGCCGUCUACAUCACGAAAUUCCAUCAAUAGUCUGAACAACAAAAGUACACCGAAAUUUAAGAAUACGGCCGCUUCACCGGUUUCACGUCUUAUCUUCAGCUAUGAGUCACAGCCAGGUAGUGGUGGUGGUGAUGGCCCUAAAACACCAACAACACCGACACUGGUGAAAACCCAAACAACAACAGUGUCGGAGAAAAAUGGUCGUACCAUAACACAGCGUGUAGAGGAGCAUCGCAUCAAAUUGGAUCCGAAGACAUUUAAGCUGUCGACACCCAAUUCGCCAUUGACCCGCAAUUAUAUGGGUGAAGAUAGUUUUACCACAAGGGAUGCCCAGCCUUUCAGGUUGCCUGCAUUGCCGGCACCAUCAACAACAUCUUCUUCUUCGUCGUCUUUAGGUGGUGCUUUGAAAAAACCCGCCUCCUCUGGCACAAGUUCCUAUACCUCUCCCUAUAGCAAUAAACAAUACUCUACAACAUCCGCCUUGGGAAAAACAACGGCAUCGAAAUUAUCAUUUUUAAAUUCAAAUAGUAACAGUAAACCCAGUAGCACAACUACUUCCCUGACUUUUUCGACUACCUCCAAACCGAUCUCAUCCAUCAGCAGCAGCAGUAGAAUAACCCAGAAACCAAGUAGUAGUACUCUUACAUCCUCCACCACUAAACCAGGAUCACUUUUUAGUUCAUGGAGUGGUCCAAGUUCCUCUACAGCCAAGGCUGAUGCCAAACCCUUUUCAAGGACAGCCGCCACCACAACAACUACCUCUCCUUUAUUUAGCUCCUUUCCAAGGACAACCACCACAACGACCUCACCCUCGUUUAGCAGCUCCUUCCUAAACUCAAGACCCAUUACAACAACAGCAACAACGCCUUCGAAUGGCAAAAUUGAAACGGGACCUCGUCUAAAACCCGGCUAUGCCUAUAUUUUCAAUAAUGUCGUUUUCGAUAAUCCCAGCAAUGAGGAACGCAUCGGCAGUGCCGAAGAUGUCAAGGCCCUGGUCCAAACAUUUGAGUUCUAUAAAAUGAAGGUGACCGUUAUUGAAAAUGCCAAAGUGGAUAAAGUGAAAAAGACUGUUGAAAAAAUUCAAACCAAAGACUUUACCGAAUAUGCCUGCCUUGUUAUUGUAAUCCUAAGCCAUGGUAAUCGUCAUGAGGAAAUUGCCGCCAAAGAUGGCCACUAUUCGAUCGAUGAUCAUGUCCUAUUUCCAAUAUUGCGCAACACAACCUUGAAUGAUAAACCAAAAAUGUUUUUCAUACAAGCCUGUAAGGGUUCAAUGGAGAGUAAAGGCUAUUACACAGAUGCUACCCCGUUUACACCACCCGGUAGUGCUAAUGAAAUUUUAAAAUGUUACAGUACUUUUGAGGGUUUUGUUUCGUAUCGCACGGAAAAGGGUUCAAUAUUCAUACAAAGUCUUUGCCAGAAUCUAAAACUAUUUGGUAGUACGAAAAAUAUUAAAGAUAUUAUGGAGACCGUGACGUUACUUGUUAAGAAACAAUCUAUGAGACUAAGGAACAAACAAAUUCCAGCUUAUACCAGUACUUUAACAAAGCCCUUUGUUUUUGGAGAUUAUGUUAAAUGGGCCAAGUAG
Musca vetustissima is the source of this 1923-nucleotide messenger RNA. RefSeq lists its product as uncharacterized. Gene Ontology annotation, molecular function: cysteine-type endopeptidase activity. Gene Ontology annotation, biological process: proteolysis. The record is from RefSeq and is a predicted model, not a curated record. NCBI's taxonomy places the organism in Eukaryota, Metazoa, Arthropoda, Insecta, Diptera, Muscidae. The transcript has 5 exons. The coding region runs from base 1 to 1923 and encodes 640 amino acids.